Molecule: messenger RNA, 957 nt
Organism: Pelobates cultripes (western spadefoot toad)
Lineage: Eukaryota; Metazoa; Chordata; Amphibia; Anura; Pelobatidae
Source: the annotation of a GenBank genome assembly
AUGGCACCAUCAAAACAAACAAAAAUCAUAGACCCGGUGCGGCAAACCGGGAAAAGCCACGUGCGGCAAAUCCAAGAUGGCGGCGGGUCCGAGCCACACUCACCCGGAUCUGAGGGAUUCACUGACCUGGAAGACUGCUCCCUCUCACAAGCAGAUGCCCCAGUGACAAAUAAGAGCCUACACACCAUGAUGCAGGAUCUUAAAGGAUCCCUCAGAGCAGACCUACGCCAAAUCGCUGCAAAGCUGCGCAAUGAUAUGCAGGAGUUGGGGGGACGCACAAAUCAACUGGAGGCUAAGACAGAUAAACUCUGCAUAGCGCACAAUGAUAUUGUGGAUAAACUACAAAAGGUAGAAGAAGAACAGUCCACUAUGCGCCUAAAAAUCACCGACAUGGAGAACAGAGAAAGGCGGAACAACCUACACUUCAGAGGUAUAGGAGACACCAUUACCCAAGAGGCCCUGCCGCAGUACCUGAGGGCCAAGUGCAAAGCUCUAGUUCCCCACCUGGAGGAUGAGGCCUGGAUGCUAAAAAGGGUACACCGCCUCCCUCGGCCCACCAGGUUCACCGCAGACACACCCAAGGAUACUAUUGCCCGUUUCCACUACUACGGCUCCAAAGAGGAGCUUCUCAAAGCGACAAGGACAACCGCAAUGCUACAAGAGCCCUAUCAGACGAUAAGUAUCGAUGCUGACCUCUCUGCUGCCACCAUGGCACACAGGAGAAAAUUUGUCGAUGUCACCAAAACAUACCCUACAGAUAGGACUACCCGACAAAACUGCUUAUCUGGUACAGGGGAAAAUCGGUGGCAGUCCUGGAGCCUGAGGUGGGACUGGCUAAACUUGGGGCCUACACCAUGCAAUGGAACAAUCCUCUCUGCAACAGCCUCCCCCGAAAAAGCUGAGACCAGAAUGGACACUAGCAGGCUCCCCAACGAAACCGAACGCCAAAGCCGCUGA